CUUUAGUUAAGCUGCACGAAAAGACCGGACACUUCAUCUAUCGGAAUAGUUGACGGCUCUAGUGAAGGAAAUUGGUUCAUUUGAAUUUUGAUUUUUAGCGAAGGAUGUCCUAUCGUCCUAUCUUUUCGAGCCAAAGAAUUUCGUGGAAGUUUUUUAGCUUAGGAAGCUGAAUCAUGACAGGAGCACACACAUGACAUCUACUCGGCAUACGCAGUGCGGCGGCGUCGCUCGACCUCUAGGGAAAAAAAGCUACUUUCCCUUCUUGCAUUCUGGCUAAUGAUUAGGUGAGACACACCACCUUACGGGCACGGAGAUCCAAGUGCGGCUUGCUACGGACAGAGAGAAAAAGAACGAGAGAGUAACGAGCAGUGACCAAGACCAGAAAUGACGGUAGCCGCCUUGCGUUCUGCAGUUGCGGAGCAGCGGGUCGUGGUCGUAGGUGCGGGUGUCGUUGGUCUCGCCUGCGCGCGCGCCCUGGGCUUACGCGGGUUUCGCGACAUCCUUGUACUCGAAAAGGAACCUGCGUUUGUUAAGACUCGCUUUUCGUUCGCAUUAUCCGGGCUUUCCAAUACAAAGAGGGGCCCCCAACGGGAUGAAUAUAGAAGGUCAACAGACACGGGACGAUCACUCAAUCGCGGACGACGGUUUAGGCUUCUACCUCUAAGUUCGGCACUGCUACCUCUAGUCGCAACUCUGGGGUUUUGCAUGCGGGCAUCUAUUACCCGUUUGAUUCAUACAAACGUCUGCUAUGUAUCGAAGGACAUCGGCUGAUGCGGGAAUUCUGUUAUGUUAGGUCUCUACCAGUAAAAGUGAUAUGAAGCGGAACACUAAUCCCUUGUAAUAUUGUAAACCAAGACUUUUUCCGUCUACUUUGCAUCAACUAAGACUUCUUUGCGAUGGAUUUUCACUUCCCGGUAAUUCAGCAUCACAUGAUUGAUGAGGUAGAAGAUGGAUGUGUUAUGACUUUUUAUUCGCGGGCGCAUGCUGCAGCUUGAUGGGAUACUAGACAAGUCAACGAACUGUACUUGAAUCCAUAGCACCUUUUCAUAUCCUCGUGUCACACGGAGUGGAGCAUGCGUUGUGCGGCAAGCUGAUAGUUCAAGACGUUCCUGGCAAAAAUGAGGAGCUUGAUGCGAUAUACCACCAAGCUGUUCAGAAUGGCGCUCCGGAGCUCGAGAUGGUGUAUUGAACGUUUCGUUGUUUUUCUCUUAUCCUCUGUUCUUGCCACGUUACCAUGCUAAUAGUUUACAAGCUAUUAAUCUAAUAAUCUUUCGUUCCUACUUUUUUGUACUGAAGCUAGACUGUUAAAUGUGAACAAUGAGUUACAUACACCAUACAACAUAGAUGGAAGAUAGCUUGUCCAAUUCACACCACUAACAACCGAGAAGGAUGCUGUCUCCACACCCACACAGAUAGAAGACCAGCGAACGUUACAACGGAUGGAGAAGAACUUGAGUCCCGACAUCAGUCGAGCGAUUUUUAGUCCAUUGACGGGCAUUGUCGACGUUCAUCAAUAUAUGCUUGCCCUCCUCGGCGACGCGGAGGAUGCGGGUGUGCAAACGUGUUACGAAUGCAAUAUCGAUGAAGCUGAGAGCCACCCGGAUGGACGCUUGACACUUCUUAUGAAGACCUCGAAAUGCUGGUUUAGUAGGCUUUGUUGGUUUUUCUUGGGGUCUUUCUCUACUGUGCGGUCUUACGGUUGGGCGUUCCCCGCAAUCUUCAUAGUAUCGUGCGUGCUGUAGUUGAUGAUGCUAGCACUUCAAAAUCGAAUUUUUUAAAUACAACUAGCACUAACAGACCCUUGAAAUACAUACUUACGUUACCCGUUCAUUUUGGAGACGAGUCAGGGAUCGAUCGAGGAUGUAGAUCUCGUUGUGAAUUGCGCUGGCCUGCACGCUUGUGUCGUAGCAGCCAUGGUGUCUGGUGAUCAAGUGGAAAUUCCAGACCCUCUCUACGCCAAAGGAAACUAUUGGAGGCUCAGCAUCGACAGGCCAAAGGAAACUAUUGGAACUGGAACACCAGUGGAAGUUGGACAAAAUGAAAAUCACAUUAGUGCCUGUGGAAAACAAGAAUCUCCAUCUUCUUCAAGCAAGCAUCAGACGAAGUCCAAUAGUGUUGAAAACGGCACAACAUCAAAUGCAUCUUCUUCAUCUCUAAGAGAAGCAACUGGAGGUAGUGCAGGAAAUACUGCAAGCGGAGCACAUGAUUCUCCUGCAGCGCAAUUGCACCAAGAAGAAAACAUUGAAGAGAAAACUUCGAUACCCAGUGCGCCAUACUUUUAUGGCUGAUGUUUUCCUCCCAUCUUUGACGGAUCAUCCUGGCACUCAACAUUUCAAGGGCGGGAAAAACUGCCAGGAUGGUCUGCCUGGGAAUACAGGAUGGGAAAAACAACAUGAGAACAUCCAUAACUUUGAGCGUUUGAUCUACCCUCUUCCGGAGCCUGGAGGGUUAGGGACUCACUUAACUCUGGACCUCGAUGGCGGCAUUCGUUUUGGGCCGAACGUCGAGUGGAUUGAUGACUGUGGAGAUGAACAUUAUCCCCCAACGGAAGCUGCGCCAGCAGUCUACGAGUCUAUCAAGCGAUAUUUUAUGACUGCACUUUAGACGGACAGAAACAGACGGUGGUGGAUUGAUAUGAUUUAUUUCUAGAUAGUACCAGCUACAAAAAGUGAAAAUAGACAAAACAGCUACUUCUAUCAUCUUCGUAUGGAGGUUGUUUCACCAUCGCUGAAUCAGUCUGUAAUUAUAGACGCUAGUGCUCUUUCUCUUUGUUGGAAUUACCUAUAGAUCUCUCUCUCUUUCAUUCUUCUCCCUGCCAUUGCGAGUCCUGGAGUGUCGCUAGUUCCGGACUACAGUGGAAUCCGACCGAAGUUGAAAGGCACUACCGACUUCACCUUCAUCGAUUAAGGCUUCAAGGGGAAAAAGAAGGGUCCAAGGAUACUACUACUCUCAAGGAGGAAGAUGCGACGCGGUAGCUCUAAAUUGAGGAGAGGAAUGCAGUGCACUGUUUGGGAAUCGAGUCACCGGGUCUCACGUCGAGCCUAGCGAUCGCAGACGAAGUAUGUGAACGAUCUGUCAAGAUUCUGACGGAAAAGCUCUGACAGGAGAAGAAGGAAGCUUGAAAAUACGUUGAGAGGAAAUGAUCGAUCAUUCACCUCUAAUGUACCUUGGGAGGGAAUCGAAAUACUUGGAAGAAGACAAGGUGACUUUGUUUUUUGACUUUUUACGCAUGACCGUGCGCAGCAUACAAUAUUCAUAGGAUUUUGAAAAUGACUGCGCUGCACAAUGAGGCUGGAGAUACACAAACUAUCUUGUGAAAGGAACCGGAGAUAUUUUUCUGACGAUCUAUUUUUUGAAAUCGCUUUGCAGCAAGGCAAAAAUUUCAAAAAGAUCGUUUCCGCCAGAAAGGCAAGCCUAUGGCUGUGUCUGGCCAGUGGUCGAAUAGAAAUUCAAAAACUUCUUUAGAAUCAACUACCGAAUAGAAAGUUACUUCUUUCUUUAGAAUCAACUACCAUAUGGAUCAAACUCGAC
Amoebophrya sp. A25 is the source of this 3531-nucleotide messenger RNA. NCBI's taxonomy places the organism in Eukaryota, Dinophyceae, Syndiniales, Amoebophryaceae. The record is from the annotation of a GenBank genome assembly.